Molecule: messenger RNA, 4969 nt
Organism: Linum trigynum
Lineage: Eukaryota; Viridiplantae; Streptophyta; Magnoliopsida; Malpighiales; Linaceae
Source: the annotation of a GenBank genome assembly
UAUACCUAAUAUAUAUGUACUUAAUGAUAGUACAGAUUUCUCUAAAAACAGACUUAAAAUUAAAGUCAAAUCUAAAAAAAAAUGUAUGUCAGUAGAUAAAUGUGUAUUGUGUCUAGGACAAACCAAGAGUAACAUGAAAACAAACUUUUGCUAAUUGAUUUUUCUUACUCGCUGCUUCUCGAAAUAAAUGAAAAGAAAAGGAAGAGUAAAACAUAAAUCAUGGAUCAUUAUGCUCUCGCUAAUCUAAUUCGACGGUUUGCUUUCAUUUUCAAUUUCAAUGUCAAUUUAACUUGAAAAUUGACUUUGAGAGGAAUAUGCACAAAUACAAUUCACAACAAACGAUGGUCUGCAAGCCUGUAUUGCACACACAUAAACUUCAACUACAUAUCAAAUUGUGAAAUUUAAAGAAUCAACUAUUUUGUGGUGAUUAGAGUGUUAUUCCGCCUUAAAAUAGAAGUAAUAAUAUUGGUAGAAGCAUGGACUGAAGAUGUUUGAGUGGCGGUGACUUAAAAUAUUUCAUUUUUUAUAGCGAGAAGAUGGAGAGUACAUCUCGUCAAUUUGUUCAAGUUAGAAGUUCAUAGAAUCAAUCUUAGCGUGGGUACACCAACUAGGCUUGCUGAAAUUUAAGUCCAAGCAAGCGAAAUCCAAUAAAUUAAACUUUGGAAUGCAUGUAGGUUAAUCGAAGGGUCUGUCGGUCUCAGCCUCUAUCAGCGAUGUUGGGUCAUUUUAGACCUCUGAUAACCGAUGAUGCGGUUCGAUUAAAUAACAUGCCUAAUAUUUGUCACAAGGUGAAUAAUUAUGGUUAUGCAAAUGUAUUUAGCCAAAAACAUUGUAGCAAAAGGUUGACACUUUGUAGCUAUUUUUUUAUUAGCUAUUAAAUUAAUCAGAAGGUGAAAUUUGAUUGUGAAAUAUUAUGGGCCAUAGUGCUCGACUUUUUGCCAGUCCAAGCCUCGAAGGCCUAAGCCCACGCAAUUCUGUCGUGUUCCCUGAUCGUGGCGCGUGCGCAAGAAAUAAAUGCCUGACUCGGGGAGACUGAUAGACAGAGUGGGUGCGAGACACUCGCCUGCCCGCUCUCCUUGUCCCAUUAAAACUGCAGAAUUCUGAAAUCCUACUGGCGUUUACUUCGCCGAGAAGGCGAAGAAGAAAGAAGGAAGAAAAAAAGAAGGCAUCCUAACAAGAAAGAAAAAAGGAAAACAGAAAACCCAUACCAGGAGGAGUGAAGAGAGUGAGAGUUUUCCAGAUUGUCUGCAAUGGAGGAGGUUUCGUCGCCAACUUCUCCGUGUGGCUCCGCACAAUCUUGUCCGGUUUCACAGUCUCCGUUCGCCGUCCUCCCUGUAGCGUCGCUCAAGAACAGAAUCGUCGAGAAAAUCAGGGAAAAUCGCGUUACUCUCAUAGUCGGCGAGACUGGCUGCGGGAAGAGCUCUCAGGUUCCGCAGUUUCUCCUGGAGCAAGACAUGGCUCCUGUUCUAUGCACACAGCCGAGGAGAUUUGCUGUUGUUGCUGUGGCAAAAAUGGUUGCGCAAGCUCGUAACUGUGAGCUGGGAGGAGAGGUUGGAUAUCACAUAGGCCAUUCAAAGGUCUUAUCAACCACGUCAAAGAUUGUGUUCAAGACUGCUGGAGUCUUGCUUGAUGAAAUGCGGGAUAAAGGGUUUAAUGCACUCAAGUACAAGGUCAUCAUUCUUGACGAAGUGCACGAAAGAUCUGUUGAGUCUGAUCUUGUCCUUGUCUGUGUGAAGCAGUUUCUUCAAAGGAACAAUGAUCUAAGGGUUGUUUUGAUGUCUGCAACUGCUGAUAUUGGAAGGUAUAGAGAUUAUUUUAGAGAUCUUGGCAGGGGAGAAAGAGUUGAAGUGCUUGCCAUUCCUAGCCCUGAUGAACAAUUUGUUUUCCAGAAAAAGGUGUUAUAUCUCGAACAGAUUACAAGGUUACUUGGAUUCAGUUCAGAAUCCCUAGCUUCCAGAUAUUGUUCCGGACCCAGUCCUUCAGUGGCUGGUGCUGAUAUGAAGCCUGAUGUACAUAAAAUCAUCCACGAUCUUAUUCAGAACAUUCAUCAAAUUGAUCCAGAUAUUGAAAAGGGGAUUUUGGUUUUCCUUCCAACUUACCGUGACUUGGAGCAGCAGUGGUAUCUCUUGAAGCCAUUCACUCACCUUUUCAAAGUUCAUGUUCUACAUAGUAGUAUUGAAACUAGUGAAGCUCUUCUGGCUAUGAGAAUCUGCAAGUCCCAUCGAAAGGUUAUAUUGGCCACUAACAUUGCCGAGUCAUCCGUGACAAUACCCAAUGUUGCUCAUGUCAUCGAUUCAUGUCGAUCUCUACAAGUUUUCUGGAGCCCUACAUUGAAAAGAGACUGUACAAAGCUUGUUUGGGUUUCUAAGUCUCAGGCUGAUCAACGCAAGGGGAGAACUGGUCGAACUUGUGAUGGUCAGAUAUAUCGGUUGGUCCCAGGAUCUUUUUUCGGUCAACUAGAGGAUUACGAGUGUCCAACUAUACAGAAGCUAUCAUUGCGUUUGCACGUGCUUCUGAUUAGCUGUGCUGCAGCAAGGACUAUAAAUGAUCCCAAGGGCUUACUACGCAAGGCUUUGGAUCCUCCCAGUCCCGAAGUUGUUGAAGAUGCUUUAACUUUGCUUGUUAGAGUGAAGGCUCUUGAUAGAACUAAUCCAAGUGGUCGAUGCGUGCCAACGUUUUAUGGGCACUUACUUGCCAGCUUCUCCCUGACAUUUGAUGCUUCAGUUCUUAUUGUUAAGCUUGGGAGCAUUGGAAUGCUGCGGGAGGGUGUGCUUUUGGCUAUUUUGAUGGACACUGUGCCUGUACCAAUUCUUCGACCUUUUGGAGAGGAACAUCUGUAUAAGCAAUAUACUGGUGGCGAUUAUGGUGGUGAUUGCAGCAGUAAAGUCAAAAUGGGUCCAAAGGAGAUGGAAUUGCUCGGGAACUUAAAUGCAUAUCAGUUCUGGCAACGUGUUUUCAGGGAUAAGCACCGGAUGGAACGAUUGAAGCACAUCUCGAAAUCAAAGGGGACGGAAGGCUUGAUUUCCCUGUUUCCAGCGAUGGAAGAAGAGUGGUGCUCAUUCCAUAACCUUGUAAAGGAAUCAUUACAUCAUGUAUCAGAGAGAUAUGAGGAUAUAAUGACUUCGCUGCAUCGAUUUCGGCCAAAAUUUCUCAGCCAAUGCGAUGGCCUACCAGUUUAUUAUGAGCCUCAUCAAUACGUUCAUACCUGUCAUCCACAAUGUGAGCCACGCAGGGAUGCAGUGUUCGCUACUGCAGAAGAUGAGCACCAAGAAGAAUUUUGUGAAAUGGAAAAGUGCACUGGGGCACCAUAUGUUGCUUCUGAUCAGUUCAAAACCAUUGAAGUAGCCAGAAAUUUCUCAAAUAUUGUCAAAGAGGUGCGAGUCCAGAGCACGGAGGAGAUGCCUACAAAUCUUUCUAAUCAUGCUAAUGGUGAUUCUUCUUAUACCAAUGGGAUGGCUCUUCAAUGUGCAUAUUUUGCAAAUGGAUACUGCCACAGGGGCGAUCAGUGCUUGUUUUCUCAUUCAUCGCAAGCAAGGAGAGCUCCAUGCAAAUUCUUCUUCUCUCUGCAGGGUUGUCGCAAUGGGGAGACAUGUCGCUAUUCUCAUGAUUCUGGACAACCACUCUCAUCAUUCAUUUCAACCCCAUGCCCCCCUGAGGACGAUGGAGCCGAUGCUGGAUCCCUUUUACGACUGUUUCCAACGUUUUCCUGCGAUGGAUUCGUUCUACUAUUAGACGACCCUGAUUUGCGCCUAACUUCGAAUUUGACUUCUCACUAUGAUCCGUCGAGAAUAAUUUCCACGACAAGCAUGUCAAACACCUCCAUCUACGACCCAGCGUUGCGAGGCGUUCGAAUCCUCUGGGGACUCAGCAACCCCCAUGAGACGUUCAUUUCUGAUGGCAGGUGGGAUGAUGAGGUCCCAUGGAGCGCAGUCGAGUGCAUUCUGUGGUCCCCCAACUUGGAAACGUACGACGUGAGCUGGGAGAAGCAGCAAGUUGUUGUGCAGGAGUUGUUUGAGCGUCUAGCCGUCCGAAUUUUAGCCGAUGACUUGUGCGAAGCACGACUGAUCCUCAUCAUCAACAAUAUCAAAUUCUCUCAGCUGCAGGUGGAAAAGCUGGGCAGAGAAUGCUUCUUCUUCCUGAGGGAGUCAUUCCCUUUGGACGAAGGAACGUUUGGGAAGAUCCCUGGAUCGGUUGCGAGCCAGAAGGCGAUGGUGGUUUACAAGACGGUGGCGUACGUGUUUGAGAUGUGCCCGCCCAGCCAUGUUGAAUUGGGCGAUUACAGAGCUGCAAUCAGGAAGGGUUUAUGGGGCAUAGACGAUAGCCGCAGCAGAAGCUCUUCCACAUUGGAUCUGCGCGGCCUCAAUGGCGUCGUGAGGGGUUUGAGGCUGUAGCUGCCUUGACUAUGAAGACUAGCAGCUGCAGAGCCUGGAUGGUACACUACACACUUACUUGCCAACCAAACCAGUUGUUUUGCACAGAGAUUUUGGCUUCUUAGAGAGAGAUCUUGCGCCCGCAGAUGUCUGCAUAAUCUUGGGUUGAAUGGUUGAACCGUAGUUUCUUACUGAUUCAGCGUUCUACUUACCAACUUUGCCAAGCCUGAAGCUUGCGGGGUUAAAAGUUACAUCUUUUCCGGUUUUCGUGAUAAGGACUUGAAUGGUAUUACUUGUGUUGCGCUGAUCCAACGGCAAGGGACUUGCGUUGCAUUUGAUAACCACAUGACACGAAUGACGUCCCAAAACGCGUUCCGGAAGGUUUAUUACCUUAUAUUUGGCACAUAUACCACGGACCACUAAUAUCAGCCACUAGAUUAAUUUAGAGAGAAUGAAGGGAAAUAGCUUUAAAACCCAAAUACUUAACAACAAGUUUCUUAGCAUUUUGGCCACUAGAUCAACGAUGGUUAAAGAUAAAGGGAAAUAACUUCGAGAAAGACAAUUAAGGUAUUACUAUUUAAUAAAAUUCUAUUAACACU